UGCUCUAUGUCCACAUCGCAGCAGCCAAGAUGGUGGCAUUCCUCAUCACCACACAGUGCACUUAGUUUCAACACAAGCACCUUGCAUUCAUUGCAGCAAGAAAAAGAGACCUCCCUUACAUCGUCAGGGCCGGUCAAAAGAGAGCAAAAGCAAGAUGCACCCUGGGGAAACAACAGUUUUUUCAGUUGGCAGAUUUCAUGUCACUCAUAUUGAGAAAAAAAUCAACCAAUCCCAGGAGGAAUCUUUUCAUGAGAAGAUGCCGGACGUAGCUGAUACAGACCAGGAGACUUAUAGCAAUGAGAAACUUCAAUGGACUGGGUCACAGAAUGGAAUUGUUCAUACAAACGGAGUACAGGAAAGAAAAUUAGUUCAGCCAGAUUCUGAAAGACCACCAAAGGAGACUACUGCAGAUGACUUAAUUCAAUCAGAGUCUCGUUUAAAUAUAACAGCCAAUGCAAAUAUAGCCAUAAAUGAAACAGAGGGAGGAUACCCUAAGACACGUUCUUCACAAGAAGCAAUAAACUCUGCUGUUAGUUAUGCAACUGAGACUAACUCCACUUCAGGACCCAAAGACCUUUCAUCACAAGAGCUAGAGGAGGAUAAAAAAGCUGAAAAGGUCCUACCAACUGCAUGCUCCUUAGCAUAAGUUGCCAAGGAGAGAGAUUCACAUGGGAUGGACUUCAGGUUUUCAGGGAUGAAGUUGCUGCAUCAAAGCAGACUAAUCCUAACUGGAAAAGCUACUCUCUACUUGGUAUGGUCAUACCACAAAAAGGAUAUGCUACUAUCAUUAGUAAGGCUGGCAAAUUCCAUAUUCCAAUCAUUCUCCAUGCAAAAGCAGAACAAUACUCACAUACAUAGGAGCAUAUUGUAGAGUAAACAAACAUUAGUGGAAAUCCAAGCCCCUCUGUACCCUUGAAAACUUUGCUAAAGCCAAUCUUUUAUUAAUAUGUUUCUUUUAAGAGAACAGGAUGUAUAAGAAUGCCUCCACUGAUAAGAAUUCUACUCUUCACCAUACUAGAGCUCAGUAUGAGGGACUUGCAAUAAGCCCAACCUCAUAAACUGAAGCUUCUAGCAUUAACAAUAGAAAAAGCAACUAACAAAUUAUUCUAGCUCAUGGUAGUUGGCAUUCAUCUCUCGCACAAAUGUUUCCCUAGCAGCUCUGGGUGGCAUCUGAAGCAGCAUGGUCUUGUUUCUUUCAAAAGGCAAACCAUACCCUUCAGAUCCCAAGAGCCAUGUAGGGGAAAUGAAUAUGAUAAAAAGGUUCUGGGUUCUUUGCAUAUAUAUUGACUCAGAUAAGACAUAGCUAAAUUAUUUAGAUUUGUGCCCAUUUUAACUUUGAAGCACACUGCCUCUGGGGUCUUUAUUAAAGUGGUAUUUGACUUGUAAAUGCUGUAUACCUAGGACCAAUGGAGUUAUAUCUCACAUUGCCAAGCAUUGAACAAAUCUUGCUACUGGGGAACUGCAUUUUUUCAUUGUGGUGUUCAGUGCAAACGGUCUGAACAUGUACACAUGACAGAUAGCUUUGCUCAGUAAAAAACCUUGAAGGUUCACAUUAAAAUUCUGGAUAGAAUUUUCUUUCUGGGAACAAAGACUUGAAUCUGAAUUUUAGGAUCAACUAAAUCUUUUAGAACUUUCCUAUCAUGCUCUUCUGUAAAUGUUAAUUAAAAAGUCAUGAUAUAAAUCCUACUUCAUUUGUGAAAUCAAAAUUAUACUAACACAUUUAAUUGCAGUAAAUAUGGAAAAAUAUAAUGGUUCAACAUCUAUUGCUUUUCAAAAACAGAACACACAAACUGCUGCUCUGAAGAAAGCAGUAAAAGAAUGAAAAAAAAGAAUGAGGAUAGAAAAAAAUGGACAGAUGGCUAUAAAAUAAAUUUGUUGGAAUUUAAUCUACGAGACUCUCCUGCCAUCUUGGGAAGCUCCUGGGCCCAAUGCAGAUUUUCUCACUAGGUUGCAAAUUCAGUUUAAAAACAGUUGUUGACCGAUAGAUGGGUGUGCUAUUCUGAUUCAUCUGCCAAGCACUAACACUGUAACUGUCCACUGCUCCUGCCUCUAGGUCAGCAAUUCAAAGUUGCUUGCUUUGGAAAAGGAAACAACACAGAAGGAUUUGCCUUUCUCAAGAAUCAUAUACUGUAUGUAGUCUUUAAAUAGCAUACUUUCUGAAUAAACCAUUUAGCAACUGAGAAGGCACAAUUUUCUGUAGGGCUAAACAAUAUGGGAGUGCACAGUGUGGCGCAAGGUGGCCAAUAGGAGCUGAGCAGAAGCAGCCUCUGCUGGCAUUAUUACCUCAGUCACCACUUCUGAGGUAUCACAAAUUAUGCAUACAGCAACACUUGUGUUUGGAGAAGGUGGGAAACACUUCCGGGUCAGCUCAGCUUAAUAUAAAAUUAAACACAUCGCUACAGACUACAGAUGAAUUAAAAUAAAGCAUCUUGAGGUCAUUUUAAGGAACAGCAAUUCUUAGGGAGAAUUGUUAGGGAGAUCUGUGAGUGAGUGUUACAUUCACAAGUUAAGGGAAUUAUUUUCUCCGAAAUUAUUUUCUUCAUUUAAUAAACUCACCACGAUAGAACUGUGCACCCAUUGGUCUUUUUCAAGUAUGACAACUAUUUACAGAAAAAAUAGCACAAUUUUUAAUGGAAAUCUGGAAUCUGAGUAUAUUGUAUAAAUUGGGGGGGGGGACGGACACAAGCAAGCCCUCUCAUCUAGUAGUUACACAUUUUGAACCUGAAAUGAGGCUACCAUCUCUUCAACAGACCACCAGUCUGUUGCAUCUGGAUACAUUUUAUUAUUAUUUAGACCAAUUUGGAAAGGGCAGUUGGGUUCAUACAUUUUACAAACCUCAUUCAAAGCACAUGAAACAAUUUUAGGCCACCUGUAGCUUCUUCUGGGGUUACUCAGGUGUUCUGGAGGCAAUCUGAAGUCUCUCCACAAUACUAUUACACUAGUACAAUAAAGGUUGUUCAUAUGAUUAUAAAAACAAUUUUACAAAUCUUUAUUUCUGAAGAAAAUAUUUUAAAGAAACAUUUUAUUGAUUUACACAAGCAAGGUUACAAACAUUUCCCCUCCCCCCCCAUAUCUAGAAAAUUUAGCUAGGAUUAGAAAUACGUAAUGCGCACUUGCUGUACAACUAUACCAAAACCAAAAACUGGACAUUCUAAUGCAAAAAAGCAGCUAGUGAAAAAUGAAAGUAUUACCUGUAAUUAUAUAUAAUUAUA
This is a messenger RNA of Thamnophis sirtalis, 3212 nucleotides long. Lineage: Eukaryota; Metazoa; Chordata; Lepidosauria; Squamata; Natricidae. The record is from RefSeq and is a predicted model, not a curated record.